Molecule: messenger RNA, 531 nt
Organism: Ilex paraguariensis (yerba mate)
Lineage: Eukaryota; Viridiplantae; Streptophyta; Magnoliopsida; Aquifoliales; Aquifoliaceae
Source: the annotation of a GenBank genome assembly
AUGGUAGCUGCUUUUUGCCAGAGCGUUGAUUGUAUUCUGAAAGAUGAUCAUAUUGAAGCCAUGGCUGCAUCUGUUGCACUUAAGAUUGCUAUAGAUAUGGGUCUCCGAAGCGUGAUACUUGAAGGUGACUCAAAGACAUUAAUCGAUUCGAUAAGUUGCAAACAAAAGGGCUCAUCGGACAUUGGGAAAUUCGUCGAUCAGAUCCAAUUAUGUGCUCAACUGUGUGAUGAGUUUUCGACAUCUAGGCUACGUAGACCUGGUAAUAAUGUAGCUCAUAUUCUUGUUAACUAUGCAAAAAUCUAUAAUCAAUGUUGUAUUUGGAGGGGGAAGUCCCAAAGUUCAUGUCAUCUUCUCUCAUGUCUGAUGUAUCUUGUUCUUAAUAUUAAUGUGAGUUUCCUGUCCUUUCUUAUCAAAAAAAAUAAAAUCAUGAUGAUAUGUUUGGAACAUGAAAGAAUUUAUUUCCAUGUCCUCAUGAAAAAAUAUAAAAAUGCAACAGGUAAAGAUAAAAAAAAUAAGAGGGAGAGAAGUUGA